Anthonomus grandis grandis is the source of this 785-nucleotide messenger RNA. RefSeq names its product dolichol-phosphate mannosyltransferase subunit 3 (gene Dpm3). NCBI's taxonomy places the organism in Eukaryota, Metazoa, Arthropoda, Insecta, Coleoptera, Curculionidae. Bases 79 to 363 code for a protein of 94 amino acids. Gene Ontology annotation, biological process: GPI anchor biosynthetic process. The transcript has 2 exons. Gene Ontology annotation, cellular component: dolichol-phosphate-mannose synthase complex; endoplasmic reticulum membrane. The record is from RefSeq and is a predicted model, not a curated record.
CACUGUAAUCGAACAUAACCUAAAAAAAAAUAUGGUUAAAGCGUAAACACUUGAAAUAAUUGCAUUUUUAUUCCAAAAAUGACCAAACUGAUGGAAUGGCUCUUCGCCGUGGGUACCCUAGGGACGAUCUGGCUCGCCCUAAUCACUAACACCAUAGAAAACUCUUUUGUCAGAGACCAUUACACUUUGUUGCUUCUAUCGCCUGUUAUACUGGUGGGACUUUUCGGGCUGGGUAGCCUUGCACUGGUACUCUACAGAGUCUAUACUUUUAACAACUGUGAUGAGGCAGCAGUGGAUUUGCAAAAAGAGAUAAUCGAAGCAAAGGAGGACCUUAAACGAUUAGGAUUUAAAUUUAAAGAUUAGCAUUAGAGAAGAUUUGAUAAGUGUGUAAUUUAUAUAUGGGGUGUGUGUGCUCCAAGUGUCCAAUAUUUCAGGUAAAAAGUUCUUAUAUCAGGCAAAUGAAUCCACAUCCUGGAGUUCCAGGCAGAAGAGAUAUUUCGACUGCCUGGAAUCAGAAAGUAGUGUCUUGGUUCCUGAUUUUUUGUAUAACCUUAAUAAAUCAAAAAUCUUGAAAAUCAUACAUAUAUAGGAACUUUCGGCUUCAAAAAUCACUCUGUGAAAUAUCGGACACUUAUUAAAUAGCACCCCGCAGAUGUCUUGUACAUAGUUUUAUAUUGUCAUAUAACUAAUGAAAGUAGAAAUUUUUUUUUUCAAAUUUAUUAAUCAUUUUGGUUAUAUUAUAACAAAAUUUUUUUUAACUUAAUAUACUCAAUAAUAAUAGUUAA